Molecule: messenger RNA, 886 nt
Organism: Lactuca virosa
Lineage: Eukaryota; Viridiplantae; Streptophyta; Magnoliopsida; Asterales; Asteraceae
Source: the annotation of a GenBank genome assembly
CACGUUUCAAAUAUAAUAUAAUAAAAAACAACCCAUCAAAUUCAAAUGUGAACUACCCUAGCUCUGUCAAAGCUCUUCCUCCCUUACCACCACACAGAUCAUCAUUUCUCUUCCCCUCCACCACAACUUUCGUUGCUGAUUACAUAGCCACCACCCACAACUAUGAAUACGACCAUCACCACUCACUGCCACAUCUUUCUCAGAUCUGGAGAAGGACACUUAUACGCUUAGAUUUCUUUCUUUUUUGAUGAAUUUGUAGAUAUUUUGUGAUUCUGAUGAAUUUGAAAUUAUUUAUGUGCAGACUUGUAUGUAUUUAUUAUCGCGAAGAAUAUGACAACAAGAAUGAGCCAAUAUUUGAGCAAAAUGCUUCAUUGGAGAGGUAAUUUUCUGUAUACCACCGAAUCAGUUGCAUUAUCACAACCAACACUGAAAACCUCCACUUCAACCGUUUCGAACACCCUAAAUCAUCUAACCAAUAGACUGUCCUUCUCUCUGCUUCACGGACAAGUACUUACCGUGACCUUCUACUCGCAUCAUUAACUACACCAUCGUGAAACCCAACCCACUGAAAACCCCGAGAACCACCACCUGAUCUACAAUAUUCGAACCAAGAAGAAUAGAAGAGAAAGAGGCGUGACUUUUGGUUUGAUAGGAAAAACACAGGAAAAAAAUAGGGCACAUGUCAAUUUAUUUGGGCUUACUCAUAUCUGGUGGGUUAAGCGGGUUUUGUUUGGGCUCAAUCAUUUUAUAGUUUUUAUAUGUUUAAUAGUUGUUUAUUUGGUAUUUGGUAACUUUAUUCAUUGUUAAGCAAAUCAACGAUUUGUUAAAUAUGUAUAUAAAGCAAGGGAUGUUUUUAAAGUGUUCAAAUUAAUACUACGUAGGCAUU